CAGGCGCAGCAGGGCCGGCAAGAUGGCGUCCAGGCCAAAGCGGCGUGCGCUGGGCCAGGAGGUUCCGCAGGCGCCCAGCGAGCGGGAGGACGAGGAAGCGGAGGACGAGGAGGACGAAGAGGAUGGGGAGGACAGCGAAGAGGAGGACGAAGACAGCGACGAGGAGGACGAGAUGGUGGGAGAGGAAGUGAAUGUCGAGUUUGAAGCUUACUCAAUCUCAGAUGUCGAUUUUGAUGGUAUUAAGAAAUUACUACAGCAGCUCUUUCUCAAGGCUGCAGUGAACACGGCCCAGCUCACAGAGCUUCUCAUCCAGCAGAACCACAUUGGCAGCGUGAUCAAGCAAACAGCAGUUUCAGAGGACAGCGAUGAUGAUGGGGAUGGAGAUGAGAUUUUUGGCUUCAUUAGCCUGUUCAACCUGACGGAAAGGAAGGACACCCAGUGUGCGGAACAGAUCCAGGAGUUGCUGGUCCGCGCCUGUGAGCAGCAUUGCAGCCAGAGCCUGGCUCAGCAGCUGGAUGGGCUCUUCCAGGACUCAACCAAGCCCGUGGGCCUCCUCCUGAGCGAGCGAUUCCUGAAUGUGCCACCGCAGUUGGCGCUGCCCAUGCACCAGCAGCUACAGAAAGAGCUAGCGGAGGCGCAAAGAACCAAUAAGCCAUGUGGGAAGUGCCACUUCUUCCUCCUCAUCAGUAAGACGUUUGUGGACGCAGGCAAGGACGGUUCCAGAAGGAAGCCAGGGGGCCAAGGCAUAGAGGAACUGAGGUUCGCCAAUGCAGAAGAGGAGUUUUUCUAUGAGCGGGCGCUCCUGAAGUUCAGCUUCCCCGUGCAUGAAGAUGGUGACACGAGUCUGGGGGGCAGAUGGGCCUUUGAUGACGUGCCACUGAGGCCCCUGCGGACAGUGAUGGUGGUACCAAGCGACAGGAUGGGCGCCAUCAUGAGCACUCUGCAGGAGCACCUGGCUGUGUGAGUGGUCCAGCAUGCUGGCUGCAUUCUGAUAGGCUUGCAGCCCUCCCAACCGAGCGUGGUUGCCUGGGUGUGUGUCACAGGAUAAAAAACUUUCCCACCUUGGUUGAAAGAAUCAUGUUGGGUUAAAAUCUUUUCCAAGAAGGGGGUAAAUAAAAACCCCACCAUGUAGUAAUUUAAAGAACACAAUAAAAAUUUCUAUUUUUUAUUUUUAAA
Molecule: messenger RNA, 1176 nt
Organism: Suncus etruscus (white-toothed pygmy shrew)
Lineage: Eukaryota; Metazoa; Chordata; Mammalia; Eulipotyphla; Soricidae
Gene: BCCIP
Product: BRCA2 and CDKN1A interacting protein
Exons: 7
Coding region: 23-964 (313 amino acids)
Cellular component (GO): nucleus
Source: RefSeq, a predicted model, not a curated record